Messenger RNA from Cucurbita maxima (winter squash), 2935 nucleotides. RefSeq names its product TLD domain-containing protein 2-like. The record is from RefSeq and is a predicted model, not a curated record. The coding region runs from base 348 to 1478 and encodes 376 amino acids. NCBI's taxonomy places the organism in Eukaryota, Viridiplantae, Streptophyta, Magnoliopsida, Cucurbitales, Cucurbitaceae. The transcript is spliced from 10 exons.
AUAUGCGAAAGCCAAAUGGCAAAGACGUUUCAAAAACAGCGCGAAACGCCGAGUGUGAAAAUCUUUGACAGAGAAUCUCUCGUCUCCUCCUUCCAUAAUUUAUCAGUUCCUUUCUGUCUUCUGCAACCGAUUGCGGUUUCGGGAGUGAUUCAUUACCACACGCCAUCCCUCUGUCUCUUCCACCGGCCGCCUUCGCUUCCUUCUAUAUCUUCUUCAUUUCUUCAAACAUGGGGAAUCCAUACCCAAAGCUUGAACAACACACAGAAGCUUGAAGGUCGAAGAAACCCCAGCUUGAAAGUUCAAUCGAUUACCCUUUUUUCAUUUUGAUAUUUUUUUGUUUGACCAAAAUGCAUGCGUUGAGGGAGAAAUUCUACGGGAGGUUCUCCAGCCUCUUCUCCUAUUCCACUAGCUCGGAUCCUCCUAAAUCGCUGCCGCCUGAUCCUCAUACUCAGGGCUUUGAAGAAGGGCUGCCACAGACCACAAUGUCUGUGUACUCUUUAGUAUUAAUGUCCUCAUGGGUCCAAGUAUUCAUAGGAAACGAGAUAUAUGACUCAGGAGGAAUUAUGUUUGAGGUUAGGCCGUCGAAAGGAAGAAAAUCACUGUCUUCAUAUUUGUCCUUAAUAAUCCCUUCCAAACAUGGAUCUAAACCCACUGAUUCUCGUCAAGAUACCAAUGCAGUUCAAACUCCCUCAGUUCGAUAUAGUGAUGCAAACAACGAUUUCCAGGAGGAAGGGUCUGAUGCUUUUUUAGAAUGUAGUAUACUAUGCAAGGCUGAAGAAAUACCUCAUAAUCAGGGAGAAACUAAGGUUUGCGGUUCAGCACAUGAGAAGGUAAAACUGAAUGAACUUGGCGUUGAUGAUGACCCGCCAUCUGGAAACAGCAAUUCUAGUUCAGAUGUAUUUGAAGAGGCUAUGGAGCGCCCUACCCCAAGAAACCCCUUACCAGACAUCAUGGAUGAGUCGGCCUUUAUCACUGCAGACUUGUAUGAUUUCCUGGGAUGUUGUCUACCCAACAUUGUGAAAGGGUGCCAAUGGGUCUUACUGUACAGUACGAUGAAGCAUGGUAUAUCUCUUCAAACUCUUAUUCGCAAGAGCCACGAUCUUUCUGGCCCUUGUUUACUGAUUGUUGGAGAUACUCGAGGUGCAAUAUUUGGUGGUCUUCUAGAAUGCCCGUUGAAGCCUACAGCCAAAAGAAAAUAUCAAGGAACACACCAGACAUUUGUUUUUACAACGAAAUAUGGCGACCCAAGGCUCUUUCGAGCAACUGGAGCCAACCGCUAUUAUUAUAUUUGCUUGAACGAUUUACUAGCACUUGGUGGCGGUGGUAGCUUUGCCUUGCGUUUGGAUGGUGACUUAUUAAGUGGAACAAGUGGGCCAUGUGACACAUUUGAUAGCGUAUGCUUGGCGCAUGACCUAGAGUUUGAGCUAAAGAAUGUUGAGUUGUGGGGUUUUGCACAUGCGUCAAGAUACUUAACCUGAAGACUUGUUCUGAUUCUUUUCAGAGUUUGUGCUCAUAUUUAAUAAUUUGUGACUAUAUUCUUCAUAAUCCGUUUUUUUAUUUUAUUUUAUCUAUUUUAUUGAUUAUUAAAUUAAAAGUUAUCUAUCAUUUAAAAGAAGCCUUUACCUUUUUUCUGUGUGUGUGUGUGUAAUACGAUGUAUCAGAUUAACAAUUCUUUCUUGUUGUACUGUUGACCGCGAUUAAUCGCUAAAGUUGUCAGUUUCAAGUGUAGACCACAAUAUCAAGAAUUAGUGAAUUUGACUGGUGAAAUUUCAUGCUUCUUAUUGAGUAUUGAUCGGAACAUCAUACUGACAUUUAGUGUUUCCCCUUAAUGAAAAUCAAAGGACAUCAAUUUCACUCGGUUUUCAUUAACAACACAACAAAUAAUGAAGAAAAAGAAAUUUAGAAGUUUGGGAAUUAACUUUGCUUGAUCAAAUGAUGUAAAUUAGUUUAUAUCAAAGUGUGAUGUAGGUCGAUCUCUUAGAAGACUACUUGUAGGUGUUUGUGAGUCCAUAAUCCUCAGUUUUGAGUGCCAGGGUUCUUUGUUUACUUUAUUACCUAAUAGCUUUGAUGUCAAAAUACGAAAGCAUCUCUUGAUGAUAAAAUGCUGCCCCAAUGAAGAAAGAAAAUACUCUCAACGAGUUUUCUUCCCAAGAGGAAACUCCAUCUUGGAGAAGAAGCUUCCGGUGUAGGAGAGAAUGCCAAAGAUCCUUUCUUUUAGGAUAACUCCUUUUUUUCUCCUUUUAGGAUGAAAAAGACCUAGGAGGGCACCCUCCUGUGAAGUUACAUCCCUCUAAUUUGAGGGUUCCCUCCAUAUGAACGAAUGAGAGAGAACUUUGAGUAUUUUUAUUAAGUGGAGGAAGUAUUUUCUGGAUUUUUAGAAUGAUGGAUUAUUAUUAUUAUUAUUAUUAUUAUUAUUUUACUUCAACAUGGUGAGAUUCGAACCUUUAUCCUUCUAGUCUAUGGUACAUGCCUAAACGGGUCAAGCUAUGCUCAGGUGACGUAAUGUGUGUUAAUUUUAUGCUUUGGUUGUUUUACCUAGAUGCUAAGCAUGGAACUGGUUCUUCCUCAUGAGGUUUUGGUUUCACUUAACACUCAUGGGUCACUAUGUUUCUUGGGUUUUGAUGCCCUGGAUCGUUGACGAAAGAUUCUCAGUAUGCUUGAAAAACACUAUGGUACGAAUUCUACUUGUUAUGAAAGACACUAAGUCUUCCGGUGCAGUUCAUUACUUCCAUCACUUGCCAAUAGCAGAUGGACAGGAAGAUUUGCAGGAGAAUGAACACAGGAUCCAUGAUUUUGAGUAUAAAUCAAUGAAAUAUGCUUCAUCUUUAGUAAAGCCAAAAAGUGUUCAUAAGAUCUUUGGAUUGGAACAAUAUCACUGAACUGCACAACAGCAUAAGGUUCAAAACAUGAGUUAGGCCACUCUCUCUCUCUCUCU